Lecanosticta acicola is the source of this 1511-nucleotide messenger RNA. The record is from the annotation of a GenBank genome assembly. NCBI's taxonomy places the organism in Eukaryota, Fungi, Ascomycota, Dothideomycetes, Mycosphaerellales, Mycosphaerellaceae.
AUGAGUUCGCGGCCUCAGGAUGUCGGUAUCAAGGCCAUUGAGCUGUACUUCCCCAGCCAAGUAAGAUCGACAUGCAAAGCAAAGCACGGCUCUUGACACGCAAGACACUGAUAUGCGCCGGCGUAGUGUGUCGACCAGACCGAGUUGGAGAAGUUCGAUGGCGUGAGCGCGGGCAAAUACACCAUCGGCCUCGGCCAGACCAAGAUGAGCUUCUGCGACGACCGCGAGGGUAAGCACACACACGCGCUUCUUCCUUCACGCCGCUGCAAAUGCGAGACUGAUUCCCCGUGGCAGACAUCUACUCCCUCACCCUCACCACCGUUUCCUCGCUCCUCAAGAAAUACGAGAUCGACCCGAAGAGCAUCGGGAGAUUGGAGGUCGGCACAGAGACGCUCCUGGACAAGUCAAAGUCGGUCAAGACGGUGCUGAUGCAACUCUUUGCACCCUCGGGCAACACCAACAUUGAGGGUGUGGAUACUGUCAACGCUUGCUACGGCGGCACCAAUGCCCUCUUCAACACAAUCAACUGGAUGGAGUCGUCGGCGUGGGAUGGACGGAAUGCCAUUGUCGUCAUGGGUGAUAUUGCACUAUACAAGAAAGGCAACGCCAGACCGACCGGAGGUGCCGGCUGUGUCGCCAUGUUGAUCGGCCCCGACGCUCCGUUGGCCUUUGAGCCAGGUCAGCGCGGCAGCUACGUCAAGCACGCAUACGACUUCUACAAGGCCGACUUGACCAGCGAGUACCCGCUGGUUGAUGGACAAUACUCCAUCCAGUGCUACACCGAGGCCGUGGACGAGUGCUACAAGGCGUACAACGCGAGAGAAGAGCAGAUCAAGAGCAAGGCGAAUGGACAUGCCAACGGCGUACACCCCGCGCCGGAGACUCCCCUGGACAGAUUCGACUACAUGUGCUUCCACGCACCCACCUGCAAGCUCGUGUCGAAGAGCUACGCCCGACUCUUGUACAACGACUACCUUGCCAACCCGGACAACGCCAUCUUCAAGGAGGUACCGGCCGAGGUCAAGGACAUCUCCUACGAGCAAUCCAUCUCCGACAAGACCAUUGAGAAGACCUUCAUGGCUCUGGCCAAGAAGCGAUUCGCACAGCGUGUGCAGCCGUCGAUCGAGGUCCCGACGCAGUGCGGCAACAUGUACUGUGCCUCCGUCUACGGCUCGCUCGUCUCGCUCCUGAGCAACGUCUCGUCCGAAGAGCUCCAGGGCAAGCGUGUCACCAUCUUCUCCUACGGCUCCGGUCUCGCGGCGUCCAUGUUCUCGCUGAAGAUCAAGGGCAGCACCGAGCAGCUCAAGCAGAAGCUGGACCUGCACACGAGAUUAGAAGCACGCCGCGUGGUGGCCCCCGAGGUCUACGAUGAGAUGUGCGCACUCCGUGAGCGGGCGCACUUGAAGAGCAACUACAAGCCCGAGGGCAGCAUCGAAACCAUCCGACCCGGAACUUACUACCUGAGCAACGUCGACGACAUGUUCCGGAGGUCGUACGAGGUCAAGCAAUGA